AUGAAGAUGCUUCUUAGAAUUGGGAAGUUAAUGAAGAUUCCGUCAACAAACAAUCAUGGAGAAGAAACAUGGAAGCCCGUAGUUCCUACGAUGACACCGUACACAUCUUUUAGUGCAUCUUCAUCAAGUGGAAGCCCUAAUGAAAGAUCAAUAAGGAUGAGAACUAUCCAUGAACUAUACGAGAAUACAGAGUAUAGUAAUCAAUACCUGCAGAUAUGGAACACAAUAGGACAAGAAAGGUUCCAAAGUUUUGACAUUGCUUUUUAUCGAGGGGUUGAUUGUUGUGUUCUCGUCUAUGAUGUUAAUGUGAUUAUGUCCUUUUUGCUUCAGGCUAGCCCACGUGACCCUGAGAACUUUCCAUUUGAGGUCCUAGGUAACAAGGUAGAUGUUGAUGGUGGAAACAACAGGGUGGUAUGUAGAAAAAAAGCAAGGGCAUGGUGCGCUUCUAAGGGUAACAUAUCUUAUUUUGAGACUUCUGCAAAAGAUGGCUUGAAUGUUGAAGCUGCGUUUGAAUGUAUAACUAAAAAUGUACUGAAAAAUGAGAUAAAUUAUGAAGCAUGUACAUUGCUUCAAUGUGUUCUUUAA
Impatiens glandulifera is the source of this 585-nucleotide messenger RNA. RefSeq names its product ras-related protein Rab7-like. Lineage: Eukaryota; Viridiplantae; Streptophyta; Magnoliopsida; Ericales; Balsaminaceae. Gene Ontology annotation, molecular function: GTPase activity; GTP binding. The transcript is spliced from 4 exons. The coding region runs from base 1 to 585 and encodes 194 amino acids. Gene Ontology annotation, cellular component: vacuolar membrane. The record is from RefSeq and is a predicted model, not a curated record.